Molecule: messenger RNA, 4081 nt
Organism: Brassica napus (rape)
Lineage: Eukaryota; Viridiplantae; Streptophyta; Magnoliopsida; Brassicales; Brassicaceae
Product: disease resistance protein RPS2
Exons: 1
Coding region: 1246-3969 (907 amino acids)
Molecular function (GO): protein binding; ATP hydrolysis activity; ADP binding
Source: RefSeq, a predicted model, not a curated record
UCAACAAUGGAAGCAGGAAACCAAGAAACAAAUGCUGUUAUAUCUGAAAAAGUCAGGAAGUAUUGUCCAUCUAUCUGGUCUCUUAAUAUUCCUCCAAACAUAAAGACUUUCUGGUGGAGAAUGGCACAUGGGGGAAUAGCUGUGUUGGAUAAUCUUCGGAGGAGAGGAGUAAAAAUAGACAACACAUGUCCGGUUUGUGAAGAACAGAUGGAAACGCUAAACCAUGCGUUUUUUCAAUGCAGAGUAGCUAGGGAGGUUUGGGAGCUCAGCCCCACUUCUUUUACGGUCUUGGACCAGAGUAACAAUGGAGUUAUACAGAACAUCAAUGAAAUGAUUAGAUUGGUGCAGAGAGACCAAGAAGAUAUUCUAAAUUUGUUUGUGGGGUGGAGACUCUGGAAAAUGAGAAACAAGGUUAUUUUCAACAACAAAAAGGAUCAUAUCAUUCACAUGUUCAAUGGAGCUUUAAGAGAUAGUGGAGGGAGGCAAAUAAAAAUAUAGGGGAUGAAGAGCAAAACAGACAAAAUAAAAGUCUGAACAAGAUUUUGAUAAAAGAUAAGCUUCCUCCUAAUUCUAAAUACCACUGCCUAGUGGAUGCUUCAUGGAAGUCUUCUAGAGAGGAGAUGGGGUUUGGCUGGUCCUUACACAGAAGAGAAGGCACCCAAAUCAUGCAUGGAUCCUCAGCAGAAGCGCCUAUGAAUUCUAUUUUAGAGGCUGAAGCAAUAGCCCUCCUGAUGGCAACACAGCAAAUGGUCCAACUAAACUACUUUAAAGUUGCCUUCAUGGGAGAUUGUAAGAGUUUAUUUGAUGAGUUAAAUCAGUUCAAAUCUGAACAAACCAUCAGAAAUUUCCGUAGGCUGCCUUUGUGCUACAGGAUAUCCUUGAGAUCUCAAGAAAGAGAUUAGACUUUUCAUUACAUAUCUAGAGAUAAUCUUAAUGUUGUAGACUCCCUUGCUGAACAAGCUAGGGUACAUAAGAAAAACUAUGUUGUAUCUUGGAAGUUUUAAUGUUUUUAAUGAAAAUGUUGACAAAAAAAAAAAUUAUUAAUGAGGAUAUAUUUAGUAUCAUGAAUUGUUUAAAGAUCUACUCGUUUACUUGGACCAAGUCACAACAAGCCUAUUGUAGUUGACUUGACUAUAUGAAUCAACUCUCACCGUAUCGGUAUGAUCAGAUCGACCGCAGCAAUUAUCAACUUAAAAUUAGUUUGCUCAGAGAGAGGAAGUGAAGAAAGAGCGAGAAAUCUUCCAAAUGGAUUGCAUCUCAUCUCUAGUCGUGGGCUUAGCGCAGGCGUUGUGUGAAUCUAUGAAUAUGGCAGAGAGAAGAGCAGGACAUAAGACUGAUCUUAAGCAAGCCAUCAGUGAUCUCGAAACAGCCACAGGUGAACUGAAGGCCAUACGUGACGACCUGAAUCUACGCAUCCAACGAGACAAUCUAGAGGGUCGAAGCUGCACAAACCGUGCCAGAGAGUGGCUCAGUGCGGUGCAAGCAGCAGAGGUAAGAACAGAAUCAAUUCUAGCAAGGUUUAUGCGUCGGGAACAGAAGAAGAUGAUGCAGAGGAGAUGCCUUAGUUGCUUAGGUUGUGCUGAAUACAAACUGAGCAAGAAGGUUUUGGGGUCACUGAAGAGUAUCAAUGAGCUGAGACAACGCUCUGAAGAUAUACAAACAGAUGGCGGGUUGAUUCAAGAGACUUGUACGAAGAUACCUACCAAGUCCGUGGUUGGGAUUACAACAAUGAUGGAACAGGUGUGGGAACUUCUCAGUGAAGAAGAAGAAAGAGGAAUCAUUGGUGUUUAUGGACCUGGCGGGGUUGGGAAGACAACGUUAAUGCAGAGCAUUAACAACGAGCUGAUCACAAAAGGUCAUCAGUACGAUGUACUGAUAUGGGUUACAAUGUCCCGUGAAUUCGGAGAGUGUACAAUUCAGCGAGCUGUUGGAGCGCGGUUGGGUUUAUCUUGGGAUGAGAAGGAGACAGGGGAAGGUAGAGCUUUCAGGAUAUACAGAGCUUUGAAACAGAGACGGUUCUUGUUGUUGCUUGAUGAUGUCUGGGAAGAGAUAGACUUUGAGAAAACCGGUGUUCCUCGACCUGACAGGGAAAACAAAUGCAAGAUAAUGUUCACAACACGGUCUCUGGCAUUAUGCAGCAACAUUGGUGCGGAAUGCAAGCUGAGAGUGGAGUUUCUGGAGAAGCAACACGCGUGGGAGCUCUUCUGUGGUAAAGUUGGGAGAAGAGACCUCUUGGAGUCACCGUUGAUUCGCCGGCACGCUGAGAACAUAGUCACUAAAUGCGGUGGAUUGCCACUAGCGUUGAUCACUUUAGGAGGAGCCAUGGCUCACAGAGAGACUGAAGAGGAGUGGAUUCACGCCAAUGAAGUUCUGAAUAGGUUUCCAGCAGAGAUGAAGGGUAUGGACUAUGUAUUUGCCCUUUUAAAAUUCAGCUACGACAACCUCGAGAGCGAUCUGCUUCGAACUUGUUUCUUGUACUGCGCUUUAUUCCCAGAAGAUCACUCUAUUGAGAUCGAACAGCUUGUUGAGUACUGGGUCGGAGAAGGGUUUCUGAUCAGCUCCCAUGGCGUUAACACUAUAUACCAGGGAUAUUUUCUGGUUGGAGAUCUUAAAGCGGCGUGUUUGGUGGAAACCGGAGAUGAGAAGACGCAGGUGAAGAUGCAUAACGUCGUUAGAAGCUUUGCACUGUGGAUAGCAUCUGAACAGGGGACUUAUAAGGAGCUGAUCCUAGUAGAGCCAAGCAUGGGACUUACUGAAGCUCCCAAAACAGAAAGAUGGCGACAUACGUUGGUGAUUUCGUUGUUGGAUAACAGACUCCAGAUGUUGCCUGAAAAUCCCAUAUGCCCGAAUCUGACAACAUUGCUGCUCCAGCAGAACAGCUCUUUGAAGAAGAUUCCAGCAAACUUUUUCAUGUAUAUGCCUGUUCUCAGGGUCCUUGACUUGUCCUUCACAAGUAUCACUGAGAUCCCACUGUCUAUUAAGUAUUUGGUGGAGUUGUAUCAUCUAGCUCUGUCGGGAACAAAGAUAAGUGUGCUGCCUCAAGAGCUUAGGAAUCUUAGAAUGCUGAAGCAUCUAGACCUACAAAGAACGCAGUUUCUCCAGACAAUCCCACGAGAUGCCAUAUGUUGGCUAAGCAAGCUCGAGGUUCUGAACCUAUACUACAGUUACGCUGGUUGGGAACUGCAGAGCUAUGGAGAAGAUGAAGAAGAAGAACUUGGAUUUGCCGACCUGGAACACUUAGAAAACCUCACCACACUCGGUAUCACUGUUCUCUCACUGGAGAGCCUGAAAACACUCUACGAGUUUGACGUCUUGCAUAAAUGUAUACAGCAUCUGCACGUUGAAGAAUGCAAUGGUCUCCCCCACUUCGAUCUCUCAUCACUCUCAAACCACGGUGGGAACAUAAGAAGACUUAGCAUUAAAAGUUGCAAUGACUUGGAGUACCUGAUCACACCUACAGAUGUUGAUUGGCUUCCAAGUCUAGAGGUUCUGACGGUACACAGCCUCCACAAGUUAAGCAGAGUGUGGGGAAAUUCUGUAAGCCAAGAGAGUCUGCGGAACAUCCGUUGCAUCAACAUUUCACACUGCCACAAGCUAAAGAACGUCUCAUGGGCUCAGCAACUCCCAAAGCUAGAGACGAUUGACCUGUUCGACUGCAGAGAGCUAGAGGAACUGAUUAGUGACCAUGAGAGUCCAUCCAUUGAAGAUCUAGUAUUGUUCCCAGGCCUGAAGACUUUGUCAAUUAGGGAUCUACCAGAACUAAGCAGCAUCCUUCCAUCUCGAUUUUCUUUCCAGAAACUAGAAACUUUAGUCAUCAUAAAUUGCCCCAAAGUGAAGAAACUGCCAUUUCAGGAAAGGGUCCAGCCAAACUUGCCAGCAGUUUACUGUGAUGAGAAAUGGUGGGACGCACUGGAAAAAGAUCAACCAAUCACAGAGCUUUGUUGUUCACCACGCUUUGUUCCAAAUUGAUAUGAAAGCUAGGAGCAUUCUAUACAUAUAAACAUCUGUCAGUAAUGUACAUGAAAACAAAUGAAUGUUAAACUAUUUUGCAAAAGAAAUAUUAAGAGCUUGAGCAGCCUUU